GUUGUAUUGUCCCGACAUUCACAGUAGAACGCCCACCGAAAACGGUUCUACUUUGCAUCAUAUUGGCAGUUCUUGGACCAUUUGAUCAAUAUGCGUCUGAUCACGGCGCUGCUUCUAUGCGUCGCGGCGGCGUGGGCCGGGCCUUUGGACGUGAGGGUAGAAUCGGGGCCGCGCGAUGUGAGGGUAGAGUCCGGAGCCCGCUCGGCCGCUGAUUGGUGGCAGACCGCGCUAGUGUAUCAGAUCUACCCUCGAUCUUUUAAGGACAGCGACGGUGAUGGCAUUGGUGAUUUGAAUGGAAUAACGGAGAAGCUGCCCUACCUGAAAGAUACAGGGGUAGACGCGAUCUGGAUGUCUCCCAUCUUCCUGUCGCCGAUGUACGACUUCGGCUACGACAUCACCGACUACCGCCAGAUCGCGCCCGAGUACGGGACUAUGGAGGACUUCGAUAACCUCUUGGCGACGGCUAAGGAAAUCGGCAUCCGCGUUAUUCUGGACUUCGUGCCAAACCACACGGGCAACGAGAGUGAAUGGUUCAUCAAGUCUAAGAACCGGGAGCCAGGGUACGAGAACUACUACGUCUGGGCCGACGGGAUCCCCAGCCCCGACAAAGCGGGUGUUAUGCUGCCGCCUAGCAACUGGAUAAGCAUUUUCCGUAAGAGCGCUUGGGAGUGGUGCGAGGAACGUCAGCAGUUCUACCUUCACCAGUUCGUGGUGGGGCAACCCGAUCUCAACUACCGCGACCCGCGCGUGCAACAGGAGAUGAAGGAUGUGCUAAGUUACUGGCUGGACAAGGGUGUGUCAGGUUUCCGUGUAGACGCCAUCAACAUGAUGUACGAAGUAGACCCCAAGGACUUCGACGGGAAGUACCCAGAUGAACCGCUGUCGGGCGACCCCAACGCAAACCCAGAGGACUACGAAUAUUUGAGCCACCCCUACACUCGAGACCUGUUAGAGACUUACGAUGUCGUAUACGAUUGGCGCGAUCUCCUGAACGAGCACACUCAGAAAGACGGAGAGUACAAAAUCCUGAUGACGGAGGCCUACACCGACAUCGAGCUGAUGAUCCGGUACUACGGCCACGGGAACAGGAACGGAUCUAUUCCCUUCAACUUCAGUUUCUUGGGAGAUAUCAACAAUCAUUCGAACGCGAGAGACAUCAAGAUGAUUAUCGAUAGGUUUAUGACGUACAUCCCUAUCGGGAAGACUGCUAACUGGGUGAAUGGGAACCACGACCAAAGCCGCCUGGCUUCACGUCAUGGCACGGACCGCGUAGACGCCAUGAACAUGCUCGCGCUACUGCUGCCCGGAGUUACCAUUACCUACCAGGGUGAAGAAAUCGGCAUGACCGACGGCUACGUGUCCUGGGAGGACACCAAAGACCCCCAAGCUUGCAACACAGACGACCCAAUCAACUACUACAAGAAGUCGCGCGAUCCCAACCGCACUCCCUACCACUGGGACGAUUCGAGCCAAGCUGGCUUCUCCACCGCCAAUCACACCUGGCUGCCGGUCGCGGAUAACUACAAAACCGUUAACCUGGCCAGCCAGAUGAAAGCUUCCAAGAGCCAUUACAAGUUCUACAAAGAUGUGGUAGCUGUCAAGAAGAGCGACGCUGUUCGUUUUGGAGAUUUGGACACAAGAGCGUUUUCGGAAAACAUCCUUGUUGUUACAAGAUUAGCACACCUGAAUCCGGGUAUUGUGGGUAUAGUGAACCUUUCCGAUGAGGACCAAGUUGUGGACUUGAGCUCAAUCAAGAUGCUGCCUGGUCACCUGCUCUAUGUGGCUGCUUCUGGAGUUCACUGCUCACUUGACAAGUGGCAAAUUGUGUUGAAGAACCAGGUUACCGUGUCAGGUCACUGCGCUAUCGUCCUCAGGACCCUGUUAUUCAAUUGCUGAUUCAGCUGAAACACUUGAACAUACUAGUACUUACUAACUGACC
This is a messenger RNA of Ostrinia nubilalis (European corn borer), 1939 nucleotides long. RefSeq names its product maltase A1-like. Gene Ontology annotation, biological process: carbohydrate metabolic process. NCBI's taxonomy places the organism in Eukaryota, Metazoa, Arthropoda, Insecta, Lepidoptera, Crambidae. Bases 91 to 1896 code for a protein of 601 amino acids. The record is from RefSeq and is a predicted model, not a curated record. The transcript is spliced from 12 exons.